Molecule: messenger RNA, 1014 nt
Organism: Penicillium arizonense
Lineage: Eukaryota; Fungi; Ascomycota; Eurotiomycetes; Eurotiales; Aspergillaceae
Product: F-box protein
Exons: 2
Coding region: 1-1014 (337 amino acids)
Molecular function (GO): protein binding
Source: RefSeq, a predicted model, not a curated record
AUGGCUCCCCCUAUUAGCCCUGGUGCCUCCGUCACCCACCACAUUCAGUCUUCUCCCAGACGCUCUAUCGCCUCAAUCAAAGUCAUCAAACGCGGCUUUCCUCCCAUCAUCCCAAUCAUCAUCCCUCCAAACAAAUACAGCCCCACCAGCCCCAUCACAGAAUGGUUCAAACUCGACCGUCUUCCCGAUGAGAUGCUGGAAGAAGUGUCGAAAACCCUCUCAGUCACAGAGCUCAAUGCACUCCGCCUGACAAGCCGCCACAUGUACCGUAUCAGCCUCAGGACAUACGCACGCACAGCCUUCCACACAAUCUCAACAGACUUCAGUGAGCGAUCUCUGGCUCGCAUCCAUGCCAUUAUCGAAGACGAUAUCUUCCGUCCUCAGAUUCGCCAGAUUGCAGUUCGGUGGACGGAGAUUGACCGCCAAACAGACAAAGCCUUGGUAGAGGCAUUCUGGAUGGCUUUUAACCGCUUCGAGAAUUGUCAGAUGUCUAUCCUGAUCACCGUCAUCCAAAUCCCCACAAUCCUCUCCAUCUCCCAAGUCCCAAGCCUAACAGUCCUCUACCACCUCUCCCAACGCAAACACCGUCAAAACAACACACUAACAGUCUCCGUCUUCGCCAAAUCCCCAAUGGAAGAACCGCCCAGCCAAACUCGCGCCAACAAAGAAUCAAACCUCCACAUGGCCGGCAUAGAAGCCAUAAACAUAGCAUGCACAUUCCAAACCUGGCCAAUCGAAGUCUCAACACUAACCCGCCAAUCCUUCCGCCAACACAUUGAAGGCGAGUCCCCGAUCUUGCAUAUCGGCACACAUGGCAGUCUCAAUCACCGGAAUCCUCUCCUCUCGUCUAUAUCCAGAGGUCGCGGACAGGAUUUCCGCGUACUUGAUAUGUCAGCCGUCAGGAGUAAUGUCAGUCUUCUUGUCUUCGCGGCUUGUCUAAGUGGUCUUGGGAAAGCGACUAUCAGUAGCGAGGUACUUGGUUUCUCGCAUGUUGUCCUGAGUACCGGGUGUUAG